Molecule: messenger RNA, 2222 nt
Organism: Filobasidium floriforme
Lineage: Eukaryota; Fungi; Basidiomycota; Tremellomycetes; Filobasidiales; Filobasidiaceae
Product: amino acid permease-domain-containing protein
Exons: 15
Coding region: 238-1959 (573 amino acids)
Biological process (GO): transmembrane transport; amino acid transport
Cellular component (GO): membrane
Molecular function (GO): transmembrane transporter activity
Source: RefSeq, a predicted model, not a curated record
GGGGGUCAAUACGCCCAUUUCCGGGUCGAAUUCGCAUCCGUGAUGCCCUCACACCAUCCUGGCUCGCUCUCAGUCGCUGUAACAUCCAUCAAACUACCUCGCUGCAUCAUCUCCUCUUGCUCGUAUCGGGCAUAGUUGGUACUCUUUUGCUUGUAAUCGAUUCUUUGACCGCCAUCAUCAAUCUUGCGGAACUUUCCGCUUCGAUCUCGUAUCCAAGCAGAGCGUUGAUCAGACAGGAUGUCGACACCUCAUCUCUACGCUUCAGAGACCCGGCAACGAAGGACCUCAGCCGCUGCCACUCACGACAGGAUGGCCGACGUUUCACCCUCGGCCGUCGAGGACCAGUCUUCAUCCAGGAGCCCUAGUAUCGGUGACACCAACUUGGAUUCAGAUGACGCCGAACUAGCCCGUCUUGGGUACAAAUCCGAAAUGUUGCGAGAGUUCGGCAACUUGUCGACUUUCUCCUUCGCCUUUUCGAUCAUGGGGAUGUGCUCUUCCAUCGCUACUACCUUCAAUACUCCUCUUUUGUCUGGCGGGCCCGCCUCGGUCGUCUGGUGCUGGCUGAUAGGGGCUAUCUUGAACAUCUCGCUCGGAGCUUCGAUUGCUGAGAUUGUAUCCGCUUACCCUACCAACGGAGGGUUGUACACUGCUUCUGCCAGCUUAGUCCCGGCUAGGUGGCGCGCAAUCACCGGGUGGAUCGUCGGUUGGCUCAACCUCCUGGGUCAAUGUGCAGGAGUCGCUUCGACAGAGUAUGGUCUUGCCAGGAUGAUCUGGGCUGGAUGCAAUGUUGGCUAUGACGGUGACUUCGAAGUGUCCACCGGAAUGCAAUUCGGUCUCUUUGUCGGCCUGCUCAUCGUGCAUGGUUUCCUCAACUCGCUCAAGACCAGGGACCUAGCCUUCUUGACUUCAGGCUUCGUUUUUGUCAACGUCGGAGCCACCUUGAUCAUCAUCAUCGUACUCUUGGCUACGACUGGGCGGGCUAACAUGCACCCCGCCAGCUACGUAUUCGGGAAUGUUGUUAACCAAUCUGGUUGGGAAAGUGAUGGCUUGGCCUUUAUGCUUGGUUUCCUUUCCGUUCAGUGGACUAUGACUGAUUAUGAUGCCGCGGCACACAUCAGCGAGGAAGUCAAGAAGGCGUCUAUCGCCGCUCCUGUGGCGAUCUUCGUGGCUGUCAUCGGCACUGGGAUGCUCGGUUGGGUUCUCAACGUGGUUAUGGUUCUCUGUUCUGGAGACCUGGCCGACCUUCCCGGUCCUAGCGGUUCUGCUUUCCUGCAGAUCAUGGCCAACAGGAUGGGCAAAACCGGCGCCUUGGUCAUCUGGCCUUUUGUCUGCUUGGUCGCCUUCUUUACCGUCCAGACCGCUCUGCAGGCCAACGCUCGAACGUUCUACGCGUUCAGCCGAGAUGGUGGUCUUCCCGACCGUGGUCUCUUUGGGCGGGUCAACAGGUACACCAAAACUCCCAUCUGGUCUGUCUGGCUUGUGGUCGGCAUCGCCAUCCUCAUGGGCUGUCUCGACUGGGCGAGCACUAUCGCCUCUCAAGCCAUCUUCAGUAUGUGUGCGUUGGCCUUGGACUUGUCUUAUACUAUCCCGGUCAUCGGUCGUCGGUUGUUCGAACACCGUCCCGAUGUCAACUUCAAGCCCGGUCCUUUCUACAUGGGCAAAUGGGGACUGCCUGUUAACAUUGUCAUGGUGCUGUGGACCGCUUUCGAGGUCAUCAUUCUCGCCUUCCCUGCGGUCAAGCCGAUUACUGCCUUGACGAUGAACUACUCGAGUGUGAUCACCGUGGGAGUCAUGGUUCUCUCUGGUCUGUGGUACAUCGCCGGCGCUCACAAGCAUUACCACGGGCCUCAAUCCAAUGUGGACGAGCAUGUCGCGCCCGUCGAGGUGUCGCCUUACGAAGACCAGAAAGUCGUCUCGGACGACCGGGAAGGCAAGGACUACCAACGCACCGACCUAUAACACGAGCUCUCUGUCUCCCGACGCCUUCAACAUUAGACGUCUUCUCGUUUUUACUGAUUUCCUUUUCUCAUUGUGUGCGCCUGUCACCUCGUCUCAACACUGGUCGGUUUCAAGUAGGAUUCUCUAGAUAAUUAGGAUAGAACCCCAAAAAUACCCAACCCGUUCCUUGACCCUGACACGGUAGUAACUGUUGUAACGGACUUGUGUCAAGAAGGAUCACUGGAAUAUACCAAUAUAAAGUUAUGAAUGGCUAUUUGGCUCGG